Messenger RNA from Lolium rigidum, 848 nucleotides. RefSeq names its product universal stress protein A-like protein. The transcript is spliced from 4 exons. NCBI's taxonomy places the organism in Eukaryota, Viridiplantae, Streptophyta, Magnoliopsida, Poales, Poaceae. Bases 135 to 611 code for a protein of 158 amino acids. The record is from RefSeq and is a predicted model, not a curated record.
GGCAUUGACCGGUUUACCUCAGACAGGAGAAGCAGAGCAAGCAACCAGCCAAGCUCGUCCCGUGUAGCGGUGUAGACAGUUCGAGAGGAUUCUUGACCGAUCCAUCCCACCUCGCCGCCAGCAGCCGAUCGACCAUGGCCGCGCAGCCGGAGCAGAAGAUGAUGGUGGCGAUCGACGAGAGCGAGUGCAGCAACUACGCGCUCGAAUGGGCCCUGCGCAACCUCGCGCCCCGCCGCCUCGUCCUCUUCACCGUCCAGCCAUUCUCCCCCCUCAACUACGUCCCCGCCGCCGCCGGUUCCCCGCUUGGCCCGUCGGUGGCGUCGCCGGAGCUCAUCAGGUCGGUGAACGAGCACCAGCGGCAGCUCGCCCAGGCGCUCGUCGACAAGGCCAAGGCCAUCUGCGCCGAACACGGGGUUGAUGCUGAGACCAUCAUCGAGGUGGGUGAUCCCAAGGAAACCAUAUGCGAAGCUGCAGAGAAGUUGAAUGUCGAUUUGCUCAUCCUGGGAAGCCACAGCCGUGGACCUAUACAAAGGUUUUUCCUCGGAAGUGUGAGCAACUAUUGUACCCACCACGCAAAGUGUCCCGUUCUUGUCGUGAAGAAGAAAGAAUGAAACACUGCUAUAUAAUGUGCUCCUCCACAUUGUAUGAAGAGCCCAUGACAGGUGUAUCUAUCUGUUGUUUGUUUGUCCUAGUAACGAUGUGCAUAUAAAUAAACCAUACUUGAGAUGCAUAUAUAAAUAAAGAUGCUUGCCAGUUUGAAGCCACACUGUAUUCAUUCAGUACUCAUGUACAUGAACCUAUUCCAAGCGGAAUUUUCAGAGUGAGCAAUUGGUUGUUGGAUACUGAAA